Abrus precatorius (Indian licorice) is the source of this 1401-nucleotide messenger RNA. Its product is annotated as 14-3-3-like protein C. Lineage: Eukaryota; Viridiplantae; Streptophyta; Magnoliopsida; Fabales; Fabaceae. Gene Ontology annotation, cellular component: cytoplasm. The record is from RefSeq and is a predicted model, not a curated record. Gene Ontology annotation, biological process: signal transduction. The coding region runs from base 234 to 1013 and encodes 259 amino acids. The transcript has 7 exons.
GUGACCAUCACCAACGUCCCACUAAUAGCGAAAAUGUAAAAGCGUGCGGAGCACUCUCGGAAGAGCGCGUGGAAAGAGGCCCCUUCCCCCACGACCAAACUGUGGCGUCGUGGCCUGUCUCAGUGUCCCUCCACAACCAAACCCUUUCAUUCAAGUUGGGAUCCAAACACACACACACACACACAUCAUUUCUAGAGCGAGAAACUCAGAGGAGAGAGAGAGAGAAAGUAGCCAUGGCUUCCACCAAGGAACGCGAUAACUUCGUCUACGUCGCCAAGCUCGCUGAACAAGCCGAGCGCUAUGAAGAAAUGGUGGAUGCGAUGAAGAAUGUGGCGAAGCUAAACGUUGAAUUGACGGUUGAGGAGCGAAACCUUCUAUCGGUUGGGUACAAGAACGUUGUGGGUGCUCGUAGGGCUUCGUGGAGGAUCCUUUCUUCGAUUGAGCAGAAGGAAGAAGCGAAAGGGAACGAUGUGAGUGUGAAGAGAAUAAAGGAGUAUAGGCAGAAAGUGGAAUCUGAGUUGUCAAAUAUCUGCAGUGAUAUCAUGACUGUUAUUGAUGAACACCUUAUUCCCUCCAGUUCUUCUGGUGAACCUAGUGUCUUUUUCUACAAAAUGAAGGGGGACUAUUACCGGUAUCUCGCGGAGUUCAAGUCCGGUGAUGAGAGAAAGGAGGCUGCCGAUAAUUCUAUGAAAGCAUACCAGAUGGCUUCCACUACAGCAGAGGCUGAGUUACCUCCUACGCAUCCAAUCCGAUUGGGGUUGGCUUUGAACUUUUCUGUCUUUUAUUAUGAAAUUUUGAACUCCCCUGAAAGGGCUUGUCACCUUGCGAAGCAGGCAUUUGAUGAAGCAAUCUCUGAGUUGGAUACUCUGAGUGAGGAGUCUUACAAAGACAGCACACUUAUUAUGCAGCUUCUGAGGGACAACCUCACCUUGUGGACUUCUGACAUCCCUGAAGAUGGAGCCGAGGAACAAAAGGUGGAGUCUGCCCGAGCUGCUGGUGGUGAAGAUGCAUAGUGAAGCAGAUAUAUUUGCAGGAAUUUGUGGUGUGCAUACGAGAAGACUAGUCUCUUGCAACCCUUGAUAGUUUACCAUUAGGAUGUUGUAAUAGAACAUGAAGUUGAAAUCUAGAAAAUCACCCUAGGGCUUUGUGCCUUUUCUUUUAUUCUAUGCGUGUCUUUUCUUCUAGUGGAGACUGGAGUUGAAAUUACAUGAUGGUUUGGCUGUAAUUUAGUGGAUUGCUUCAUUUUGACUUCACAUCUUUCCCAAAGGAUGCUACCUCGCAUUCUUUCAUCAGUUUUACAUAGAUAAAAUUUAUUAAAAUUAUGCGAAUCAUUGUUCCCAAAAUGUGUGAAUCAUGGAAUGUGGAAACAUCUAUGGCUGCUGUUUAUCACCGUAUUUUUCU